Molecule: messenger RNA, 1420 nt
Organism: Neolamprologus brichardi
Lineage: Eukaryota; Metazoa; Chordata; Actinopteri; Cichliformes; Cichlidae
Source: RefSeq, a predicted model, not a curated record
AUCACCGUGGCAACGUUUCCACAGAAACAAGCUUCAUUAUCACAGUGAAAAGCUGCAGCUACACCUGAGCCUGACAGAGCUGCAGAGGUCUGACUGCACUGUGACCGAGGCACAGCACGAGAUGAUGGACGGCUUCAGCCCGGCUUCAGCCCGCUGUGGUCCUCGCUGCCAACGUAAACCUCAGCGCUUUAGCCCGAGACCCAUGCAUCAGAGCACCCUGAGCCUGGGCGACACGGCGCCCUGCUACACCACCACCCACACCCAGAGUUAUUCCGGCAGGUCGGCCGAUGGACGUCCUCUCGUCUUCCGCCUCAGAGACCCCAGCUUCCAGCACCGGAGCCAGCUGGAUCUCCGUGACAACGCCACGCCGCCGCAGAGUGUGCUGCAGUCACACAGCAAAGAGUUGUACGCGCCCCAGCACGUGACUCCGAGAGUCGACCCAAAGUUGGAAUUCUGGACUCGGUAUAAAAGCAGCCGCGCCAUCAGAGAGCUCAUCAGUCAUCAUCAGCAUCAUCCACCCGAGAGCCAGAGCACCUACAGGACGGAGCACGCGACCCCGGAGUUCGGCGGCUCGUCGCUGCAGGCCAGCGGCAGACAGACACAGUGGCACCGACACGACAUCCUGACAGGUGAACCGAAGCAGUUUGAGCCGGGGAAGUCCAGCAGACGGUCCAGAGAUCAGCAGCUGUGGGCGGCCAGACGCUGGGAGACGGACUGUACUGCAUGCAGACUCUACUGACAGGAAGUAACGCCACAGGAAACCUCCAUUAAAUGUACAAACCCUGUCAGGACUCUGGUCUGCAGAUGCUUCUCAGAGCAUCCUUAUAUGAUGCAGGAGCAACAUUUCUCCUCCAGGACUCAGUGAACAGAAACAAUAAGUCAACUGUAACUGAAAGGGCUCAGAUGGGCAGGAAAACACAGAAAGACUAAACUCCAAAACCCACGAGAGGCUCCAGCAGGGAGUCGACCGCCAACUUUACAGCAUAAAGAAACACGUUGACAGCCGGACAGGUGAGACACAGGUGGCUGUAGCUGCUAGCAUUUUUAUAGCAUCAUCUGACCAAUAAUAUGGCUGCUGUGAGAAACUAACAGACACGGCAAGAAAUAUUGGUGAAAUUCUGGGUGUUACUAAUCAGCAGGUCUGUGCUAAGUUAUCAGCUAAUGCUAGCACCCUCUCAUCCAAAUAUCACUACUGGACCCAGAAUUUAGGGUCCUAACCCACUAAUGAAAGCCCCCCACCCAGUUUAACCAACAAUAAAAGCUUCAAAUCUGAGAGAAAUAUUCAAUCCUGUACUCCCACUGUGGUCCAAUAACGUGCCAAUGAUCAGUGGGUCGGAUCACUGUGGAGCUGUGAGGUCCUGAGAGAAUACACAGCGCAGGUGUGCUGCCAACCCAGAUACAUUUGGAAAUACAACACACA